Messenger RNA from Penicillium mononematosum, 345 nucleotides. RefSeq lists its product as uncharacterized. The transcript is spliced from 2 exons. The coding region runs from base 1 to 345 and encodes 114 amino acids. Lineage: Eukaryota; Fungi; Ascomycota; Eurotiomycetes; Eurotiales; Aspergillaceae. The record is from RefSeq and is a predicted model, not a curated record.
AUGUUGUUACGGCGUGUUCCUGACUCCACUGUAUCUGCUAAAGCAACUGUCCCAGUGAAUGAUAGUGUCUACCAAAUCAUAUUCGAUAACAGCAGCACUCAUCACAUCGUCACCGAGGAACAUCUGCCUAUUGGUACGGGCGGUUCAACCGAGGUUGUCCGGUUGAUCGUCCGCGACCCCAGACGGCGAGCACCCCAAUCACCACCAUCAGCAUUCAGUCCAACUAUUCUCUCCCUCCAUUAUAUGGCAGUGCACUUCCCCACUCGAUUGACGUCUACACACACAUUGCACUCUAUCGAUUGUCUUCAAGGACGCCAUCCGAAGCGACACACCACACUCACGUGA